AUGGGUCUUGAGGGGUUUCUUGAACGCGUGCGGGAGCGCAGGACUGAAGCCGGCGCGCCCGCCACGGGCCCCAGCCCCGGCCCCGUAUUCCUCAUCGGCACGGGCCCGGGCGACCCCGGCCUGCUGACGCUGCGCGCGGUGCAGCUGAUGCAGAGCGCCGACGUGGUGCUGUACGACCGCCUCGUGUCUGACGACAUCCUGAGGCUCGUGCACAGCGGCGCGCGCAUGGUGUACGUUGGAAAGCAGGCGGGGUACCACACCAGGACUCAGGACGAAAUCCACGAGCUGCUGCUGGAAUUCGCAGAGGCGGGCGCCACGGUGGUGCGCCUGAAGGGGGGCGACCCCUACGUCUUCGGCCGCGGCGGCGAGGAGGUGCAGUACCUCGCAUCCCGGGGCAUCCGCGUCCUGGCCGUCCCCGGCAUCACCGCCGCCGCCGGCAUAUGCGCCGAGCUCGGCAUCCCCAUGACGCACCGCGGCGUCGCGACCGCGGUGCGCUUCCUCACCGGCCACUCGCGCGAGGGCGCGGAGGCGGAGGCGUCGCUGGCCGAGGCGGUCGCGGCGGCGGCGGACCCGCACACGACGCUCGUCGUGUACAUGGGGCUGGGGACGCUGCCGAAGCUGGUGGAGCAGCUGGGAGCGCACGGGCUGCCGCUCGGCACGCCGGCGGUGGCGGUGGAGCGGGGGACUACGGCGGAGCAGCGGGUGGCAUUUGCCGAGCUCGGGGGGCUCAUGGACGCGACCGCGGCGCACGCGCUGCGCAGCCCGACGCUGAUUAUUAUCGGGAAGGUGGUCGCGCUGGCGCCUGGGUGGGGCGAGUGGGAGGCGGCGGGGCGGCCACGGGAGCUGGCGGCGGCGGCGUGGAGCGCGCGCGCGGCGCUGCCGGACGCGGCGGCGGCCGUGCUGGGGCGGGCGAGCGCGGCUGCGGAGGAGGGGGAGGGCCGGCGGCGCGGGGGGCGGCGGGAGGCGGCCCGCGAGGGUGAGGGCGCCGCGGCGGGCGCCGCGUGA
Monoraphidium neglectum is the source of this 1005-nucleotide messenger RNA. RefSeq lists its product as hypothetical. The record is from RefSeq and is a predicted model, not a curated record. The transcript has 4 exons. NCBI's taxonomy places the organism in Eukaryota, Viridiplantae, Chlorophyta, Chlorophyceae, Sphaeropleales, Selenastraceae. Gene Ontology annotation, molecular function: uroporphyrin-III C-methyltransferase activity. Bases 1 to 1005 code for a protein of 334 amino acids. Gene Ontology annotation, biological process: siroheme biosynthetic process.